Messenger RNA from Salvelinus sp. IW2-2015, 5043 nucleotides. RefSeq names its product neuronal PAS domain-containing protein 1-like. Lineage: Eukaryota; Metazoa; Chordata; Actinopteri; Salmoniformes; Salmonidae. Gene Ontology annotation, molecular function: DNA-binding transcription factor activity, RNA polymerase II-specific; protein dimerization activity; RNA polymerase II transcription regulatory region sequence-specific DNA binding. Gene Ontology annotation, biological process: regulation of transcription by RNA polymerase II. The record is from RefSeq and is a predicted model, not a curated record.
UUCCUUCUCUCCCUCCCUCUUUCUCUCUCUCUCCCUCUCUCUCCCUCUCUUUUGCUUGUCUUUUACUCUCCCUGCUAAUCAGCAUUUGAAAGGCAGCUUUGACAGAGAAAGAAAGUGAGGGGCUGCGGGAGGAGGGGGUAAACGAAAGCAAGAGACAGUGAGUGAGAGAGAGAGAGAGAGAGAGAGAGAGAGGAAAAGCGAGGGAGAGAGAGACCGAAGCAAGAGCUGUACAACCAUGCCUUUUAUAUUUACUAGCGACUGAGGGGAAGAGAGAGCGAGAGAGGGUGAAGAGAGAGACAACCGGUGUGCGCAGCUUUCCCAAGAGGAAAUGAAAAGAAAGAAGCUCAGCGAAGAGAGAGAGGGAGAGAAGGAGUGAGAGCGAGAGAGAGAGAGAGGAGGAGUGAGAGCGAGAGGGAGCAUGCCGGCGAGAGAGCGAGGGAGAGAGAAUCUCACGCUGGCUGUCUCCUAAUCCUAGUCCAUCUCUAAGAAGUGGCGGAGGGAGCAGAGUGUUAGUGAAGUGAUCCAGAGCUAGCAUAGCGUCUCUUCUCCACCAGCUAGCACCACUUGCGUGCUCACACACACACUCUCUCACACACACACACACACUUGCAACGGGAUUCCGCGGUGGGUCCGCCUGCCUGCCUGCCUGCCUGCGUGUCCAGGUCUAUUGUGAGCGUGAGGGGAUUGUUGUGCCUCCAGUCGGUCCAGCCAGCCAGCCAGCACAGCCCCAGUGCGUUUGGGAGCAGGUGUCCCCAGCUGGGUCGUUUUGGGGGGCACAGGAGUCUAAAGAAGAGGAGGAGGAAGGAAAGAGGAGGAAGAGGAGAGAGUAAGUGCACUCAACGCUGGAAAGGAGUCAACACUGGAAAUGCCCAUCAGGUUAGGCCAUCCUGGAACAGCUUCUGGGGGUCUGAGCCUGUCACAGCCUCGGCCAAUCGCAGCCUGCGUUAGAGGUGGCGGCUGCGUGUGAUUGGAGGAUGGCGACCAUGCCGUUCAUCAGCGAGGGAAAGUGCGUGAGCGUGGAGUGGGACUUCCUACAGGGACUACUGGCCAAACCCCCCACCCUGCCUUGUUUGCAGAACCUGCGGAAGGAGAAGUCUCGUAAUGCCGCUCGUUCCCGUCGCGGCAAGGAGAACUUUGAGUUCUUUGAGCUGGCCAAGAUGCUGCCUCUCCCCGGGGCCAUCACCAGCCAGCUGGACAAGGCCUCGGUCAUCCGUCUCACCAUCAGCUACUUGCACAUGUGCACCUUCGCCAGCCAGGGAGACCCGCCCUGGUGCCCCCUGCUGGAGGGAGAGAACCACUGCAGCAAAGUGCGACGCUCCUGCCACUCUCUGGCCACUGACAUGUUCGAACAGCACCUGGGAGCACACCUGUUACAGGUGGAGUUGACGGGCAGCAGUGUGUUUGACUACAUCCACCCAGCGGACCAUGUGGAGAUGGCAGAGCGUCUGGGCAUCAGGCCCCACCUGAGGGCCGAGGCUGGCUGCCACGUGGCCCCCGAGAGCGCUUCCAGCUCUGCCUCCACAUCCUCCCUGGCAGGGACCCCUGAGCCUGCCCCCUCAAGCCCCCUCUCUCCUGGGAACGAACCUCCUGACCGAGGCUUCUUCAUCCGUAUGAAGUCCACCCUCACCAAGAGAGGCCUCCACGUCAAGUCCUCCGGCUACAAGGUGAUCCAUGUGACCGGGCGAAUCCGCUGUCGCCCUGCCAUGGUGCCAGGCUCKGCCCGCUCGGUGCGUCGGCCAAUGGGCUUGGUGGCCCUUGCGCACACGCUCCCGCCCUCCACGCUGAACGAGGUGCGCAUGGAGAGCCAGAUGUUUGUCUUCCGGGUCAACAUGGAUUUGCAGGUCACCUACUGCGAGAACAGGAUCUCAGAGUACAUGGACCUGAGCCCGGCAGAGGUGGUGGGACACACCUGCUACCACUUCAUCCAUGUAGAAGACCUGGAUAACAUCAGACAGAGCCAUGAGGACUUGUUGAGGAAGGGUCAGGUGGUGACCGGGUACUACCGCUGGCUCCAGAGGAGAGGGGGUUAUCUGUGGGUCCAGUCCUGUGCCACCGUCUCCAUCAACCACAAAGCCCCCCACGAACGCAACGUCAUCUGGGUCAACUACGUCAUCAGUCGGACAGAGCUCCCAGACACUCCCCUGGAUCUGCUGCAGCUCCCAGAGAGUCUGAGGGUGGAGCGUCUGAAAGCCAGCUCCUCCCCUUCGGAACACUCACCACAAACCCAGGGCCCACAGCCAAUGAAAAGCUCUGUGUGUAAAGGUGACCCUGACUCUAAACUGAGAGAGAUCUAUAAUCCCGGUGUCCAAUCAGGGGACAGGAGGAAGCGUCCGCUGCGGUCUGACUCUGAGGGUGCUCCCGCGGAAACGCGGCGUCGCCUGGAAGAGUUCCGCCAGAGAGAGCGGAGUGUGUCCGCCUCCUCAGACCUGGGCAGCGAGAGCGGGGGAGAGGAGAGAGAGUGGGAGCAUGGGGGAGACAGCGCGAGGGUCAAACGAGAGGAGGGGCCUUCGAAACGAGGCGAGGAGACCCCCAUGAGGGGCGGCGGGGCGCACAACGGCCGUGCGGUAAUCCAGCACCUGAAGAGUGUAGUGUCCUCGCCUCUCUCUGGCCACCCCAACAUCAAGACUGAACAUGAGGCACUGGCCGCAGGGGGUCGCUGGACACACACCCACACCUCCUCACACAUACAACCUCCCCCCUCACACACACACACACCCUGCGGCAGCCUGAACGGCGACAGUCCCCUCACCCCCAUCCCGGACUCCUCCUCCAGCAGUGAAGCCCCACCCAAUGGUAUUUUCACCCCGCCCUCCCCCGCCAUGUCCCCUCCGAUGUCCGGCUCCUCCCCUCUACCCUGUGAGGAGCGGGGAAUGUUGUCUGGAGGCCGAGGGUGCGGGCCUGACUUUGAGCUGUUGCAUAGACUGGCAGCGGGGGGUGCUGCAGGACGGGUGCUGUUUCACCCCCUGGCCCUCGGCCCCCAGGGGCCACAGAGCCUGUACGCCCCCAGUACCAUCCGCUAUGCGCCCCCAGAGCUGCCCCACUCCCACCCCGGUGCUGAGGGGCUGCGCUCCGACCACCACAAGGGCCCCCCAGCCUUUUUCCCUCACCUCCAGAGGCUGGCUGGCCUGCCCUCCUUCAGUGGGUUCUCUGCCUCGGACAAUCCCUUCAACCCCUUCUGUAUGAACGGACUGAGGGGGGCCGCAGGGUCCGAGGAGGACUGAAAGAGAGGUGGGGCUAGAGAGAGACAUGGGGGCAGGACAUUGGGACAUAUGCGGUUGUGAAACUGAACAAAGGACCAUUUGCACAGCUUCCGUGGGGAGUCGGAUGGUGUCCGACACAGGUGACAGGAUGGGUGACACUCAAAGUGGACUUUGACACUUGACUUUACCCCACUAGUUGUCCAAGCUUUGUCUCCCUCUCUGCUCUACCAUAUCCUCUCUCCGCUGCUGUUAAAUGACUGUGCAGAGUUCCAUGUCUAAAGCCAUAUUGUACAUAGAGACAGGACCAUACACACCUUCACUACUCCUUCCUCAGUAUUAUAACAACUGUUCCUGAGCCUGUCAGACUGACUUCUGUGUGAAUGGAAAAAAAGAGAAAAAGAAAAUGGAUGACAUUUUUUUUCUUCAUUUUUGCGUGAAAUACUGAAUCAUCUCUUAAACGGAGUUAGAAAUUAUACUCUGACACAGAGGUGGAAAUAUAGAGGUCUGAGCCAAUCUCACGGACGCCCAAAAUAAUAUUUGAACACAUCUCGGGUUAUCCUUCCUCCCACAAUGUGAACCCCACUGAAGAGGGUUAAAAACUGAAGAGGGUUAAAAACUGAAGAGGGUUAAAAACUGAAGAGGGUUAAAAACUGAAGAGGGUUAAAAACAGUGAAAGCACAGAGAGUGAGGGGAGUCUCAGAUACAUUCCAUUCCACUCUGAGGCUGUUCUGUCACGAUGUCGUCUGGGAAAGAAAGGCAUGGGAGGGGGACGUACAAUACCUCUACUGGCUGGUCACUUUGUAAUGUUUUCAGUCUUGUAAAAACUAAAAACGAUCCUACAGAAUGAAGUGUUGUGAAAGUGAAAGACGCUGGGCUGUGCUGGGUUUGAGAUGAAAGCCAUAGUCCUAUUAUAUUGUCAUGUUGUUGCCAUACGGUGGAGUGGGAGAGGUGUAAAAACUAUUGUCUUAUACUAGAGAACAUACUUUGGGAAAUGCCACAGUUUAAUUCAGAAGCCCUCUACAAAUGUAUUCAUAAUAAAGGGUUUGGGGAGGGGGAUAUUUUUUUGAAUUAUUCACAUUUGUCCGAGCACUUACUGAAAUUUGUUAUGAACACAUAGCACUUUUGAAUGUCCUUGUGUGCGUUAAGGGUUAAAUAACAGAGUAGUCAUGAUGAAUACCACAAACGGACCACAAAAUGUAGGGUCAUUAAAGAAAGACCACGGGAGUUUAAAACGCGGUCAUUAAACGUGUUGUCAUUCAAAUAUGACCAUGGGGAUUUAGUACAGUUGUGGUCAAUAAAAUAAGAACUGUAGCUUUUUGUUCUCAAAGUGGUUGUCCGGAAACAUCCAUAUUAGGUCAUUAGAGGUGGGGUGGAAAACAUAUAUUAAAUCAUAUCAAAGAUAUCCAUUUUUAUACUCAUCUCCAGAAAUCCCAUCCCAAAUAUUAUGAGGUCAUAAGAGAAAGAUCAUCAUCGCAAACUGAAAUUCUAGAGAUUAAAAUGUCCCAAUCUUAAAUCACUGUCCUGGUUAUAGAUUGAAGAAUUACUGAUGGACGGGGUCGGAUGUCAGCUGUAUAGGACCAUGUCUGUCAUACGAGGGGAUGUCUGUCCGUCUGUAUGUCUGUCCGUCUGUGCGUCGGUUGUAAUUCCACUGGCUCUACAACAAUAAGACCAGAUUAGUUUUUUUAAACGUACCUGCUUCAUCAGUGACUCUAACCCCUUUCUGUUCAAAUAUUUCUGAAUAUACCAUCCCUUUCUGAUCUUCAAAUUAAAACGAACCAAUGUAUAAAUACUAUGAUACUGAUGACGAUAAUAAAAUAUUCCAUAAGAGGAGUACAAGAAAGUU